Molecule: messenger RNA, 2948 nt
Organism: Uranotaenia lowii
Lineage: Eukaryota; Metazoa; Arthropoda; Insecta; Diptera; Culicidae
Gene: Vha26
Product: V-type proton ATPase subunit E
Exons: 4
Coding region: 35-673 (212 amino acids)
Biological process (GO): proton transmembrane transport
Cellular component (GO): proton-transporting two-sector ATPase complex, catalytic domain
Molecular function (GO): proton-transporting ATPase activity, rotational mechanism
Source: RefSeq, a predicted model, not a curated record
AUACUUCUUGUGACCCCGUCGACAGAUCAAGCACAUGAUGGCCUUCAUUGAGCAGGAGGCCAACGAGAAGGCGGAGGAAAUCGACGCCAAGGCCGAGGAGGAGUUCAACAUCGAAAAGGGCCGUCUCGUGCAGCAGCAGCGCCUGAAGAUCAUGGAGUACUACGAGAAGAAGGAGAAACAGGUCGAGCUGCAGAAGAAGAUCCAGUCCUCGAACAUGCUGAACCAGGCCCGUUUGAAGGUACUGAAAGUACGUGAAGACCAUGUCGGAAAUGUGCUUGAAGAAUGCCGCCGUCGGCUGGGAGAAGUCACCAGGGAUAGCACCCGCUAUGGCGAAGUACUCUCUGCCCUCAUCACUCAGGGAUUACUUCAGUUGAUGGAAGCCAACGUGGUCGUCCGUGGACGCCAGGUUGAUGCUCAGCUCAUCCAAAACGUGCUGCCAUCUGCCGUGGAGGCCUACAAGAAGACCUCUGGCAAGGAUGUGGUUGUUACCCUAGACACGGACAACCAUCUGCCAGCUGACACUACUGGCGGAGUCGAGUUGAUCACUCAGUCCGGUCGUAUAAAGGUAUCAAACACUCUGGAGUCCCGGUUGGAGCUCAUUGCCCAGCAGCUCAUCCCUUCGAUCCGUAACGCUCUGUUCGGUCGCAACAUUAACCGCAAAUUCACUGAUUAAGUUAGUUGUUAUAUGACUUCAAUCAUCAAGCACGUAUACACACACCCACACACUUCUAAAGUUUUGCGUUCAUUUUCGUUGUAAAAUAUUGGUUUAUUGUUUUGAAAUCUUAAAAAAAAUGAAUUUAACUCUGGUUUGAUAAUUUACUGUUUACAUAAAGUCACAUCUUCAAACUUCAACAAUUACAAACAAAGGAAAAUUGACCGGCAAGGACCAUUUCUAAGAAUGAGGAUUUUUCAUAUGAACUGUAUUUCUCAUGAAAGUUUCAUUGAAAAAUCUGAAGUAACAUCUCUAAACCGGUUCUGAAGGUCAGUUAACCAUAAUCUUAAAGUUUACGUUAAAGUGCGCAGAAAUUUUUACUUAUACAUUAGUUUUCAUUUUACAUUGGAAACGGGCUUCGGGAAUAGCGAUCGAAUGUGGCUGAAAAUCCUCGAAGAACGACAUAUAAGCCUACGCUCAAAACCGUUUACUGUUGCAAAAAUAGUUCCACCAACACCUUCAUACCAUACGGAACAAACUUCAGCCCUCAUUUCGAAAACUUAGAUCCUUCGCUAUUUUACGAAAGUUCGUUUCCUUGAUUUCUUAAACCUUUUUUGUUUUGUUAUAAAGGCUAGUUGGUAAAGCAAUUGUUAUUUCAUAAUCGAAAAUAUUUUAUUAGUGUUUUUUAAGGUAAACAUAUUGUUUGGAGUUUCGUCCGUUUUGUAAAGAGUAAUUUUGUCCUUUGCCCAUUUACAUUGCCGUAUGGGGCACAACUACUUAGAGAAAGUUAAACAUUCCUUUGCAAACUGAAUAAUUUGGCACACGUUCUCAUAGGCAGUACUGUUCAUAAAUUUUUAAUUGACAACUUAGAAUUUCUUUGUUGUUUUUUUUAUUUAAACAAAAAAUAGGUUUGAUUGAGCUUUUUGGUCCUUCAGUUCCCAUCUAGGAAUUAAAUCCUCAUGUCAUAUCGGUAGAUUUCAAUAUUAAAUCCAAUUGAAACGGUCGUCGUUAUAGACUUCUGGUUGCCUCAGCAUCUUGCUUGACUUACACCAAAUCUCAAAAACAGUGUAUUUGCUGAAUUUCAAGCAAUGGCAAUCGGUCUUUGAAUUGCUUCCGUUUCUAUGGAGCAUCUUAUGAGCAGAGAUAGUGUCGUUUCAAAACACCUGUUUCGGUGUGCGUGUCUGUAAUUAAAAAAAAAUACAAAAUUCAGUUAAAUGCCAUCCAUAACAUCUUUUGGCACUCAGGUGGGGUUAUAGGACCCAAAAAUGAACAAAAGCAAUGCUCGAAAUCAAACCUCGGUUCUAACAUUUUUCAGUUCUCAUUUCAACUUUUUGUUCAAACAAUCAAAGAAGUCAGUAUUUCCGUUCCGUUUAAAAUCAACUAUACAGACUCAAAACAAGAAAAUUUUAAUCAUGUAACAACUAGACUUUAAAAAUUAAGGAAAAAAUGCUAGACAAAAGUAUAUAAAAUAUUACUAUAAUAUAUAGAUAUUGUUGUAAUCGUAAAAAAUAUAAAUAAUAGUUAAUAUGUAAAACUUAAAUUAAAUCGUAAAAGUAACACAUAAGAUUUGAUCAAUAAUACAUCAUUAAAGGGACAAUGCAGAACAUAAAAAACAUAGCUUGAAACAACAGUAAAACAAGCUACAUUAUCAACAGCCGUAGUUUGGGAGACGCUUUCUGUGGAAUACAAUCUAGGUUGAAGCUAACCGAAACACAAACAUAACUAUUGGAACCUCAAUGGUUGAUUUGUUACUUUCGUUAUUAAUCUUGGAGAAAAAAAAACUAUAAACGAUAUUAGUGUUCGAUAAAAAAAAAUUUAAAAAAAAACGAAUUAACCGUAGCAAUCGAAACAGCAUUACAAGUAUGAACCACCAAUCAAAGAAAGAACAUUACAGGUUUGAUCUAUUGUGAAUCAUCGGAAGUGAACAGAAAUAUUAACACACGAAAAUGCACUCAAUAGAAAUAGCAAAUUUAUCGCUAGCAAACAAGUAAAAGUACACAAACGUGCACACACAGCAUAGAAAAACAACAAACAAACAAAAACUGUAUUUAAUCGAGCUACUGCAAGUAUUGCGUAACGGCAAAUGAAGGAAACAACAACAAUUAAAGGUGUAAACUAUUGUAUGUAUGUAUCAAAAUAUAUAACAUCUCUGGACAAACAAACACAAAUAAGUACACACACACAUAAAUACACACACACGAACACCUGAAACUAUAACAUAAAGAAUCAUUUGCAAAAUUUAUGGAUAAAAAAUACCAAUAAAGAUGCGAACAGAGUGGUUUGGGAUGAAGAGAAA